Molecule: messenger RNA, 956 nt
Organism: Oryctolagus cuniculus (rabbit)
Lineage: Eukaryota; Metazoa; Chordata; Mammalia; Lagomorpha; Leporidae
Product: ferritin heavy chain
Biological process (GO): iron ion transport; intracellular iron ion homeostasis
Cellular component (GO): cytoplasm
Molecular function (GO): ferric iron binding; ferrous iron binding
Source: RefSeq, a predicted model, not a curated record
CCCGUGUGCAAAACCGGAGGGGUGACACUUCCGGUGUAUCCAACGGCCAACUCCUGACCUUUUGACCUCCCCGUCCUAUCCUGUUCUUCCGGUAGAGCCCCCACCCACUUCUAACGGCUCUCUCACAAGCCGGCCAACUGACGCCAGACUCCUGGUGCGAAGCGCAGUCUCCACAGGCCGCCAGCUCGCUCCUGGUUUGUCCUGAGGACCAAGGCGCCUGGCUGCUCUGCUUUCACCAUCUUUUUCGCCACGCCCCUGCCGCCUGCUCUGCCUGUGCCCGCUAUGGCCACCGCAUCCUCAAGAGUGCGCCACAACUACCACCCCGAAUGCGAGGCUGCCGUCAACAGCCAUAUCCAGAUGCUGCUCUACGCCUCCUACGUGGCCUUGUCCAUGGCCUUCUACUUCGACCAAGACGACGUGGCGCUGAAGGGCUUCGCCUGCUACUUCCUGAAGCGCUCGUGGAUCGAGAGGGAGCGCUCGGAGAAGCUGCUGAAGAUGCAGAACCAGCGCGGAGGCCGCAUCGUCUUCCAGGACAUCGAGAAGCCUGAGCGCAACGACUGGGAGGGCGGCCUGCAGGCCAUGGAAGCUGCCUUCGACCUGGCCAAGAGCAUCAACCAGAGCCUGCUGGAUGUGCACGACGUGGCCACCAACAGGGGCGACGCCCACCUCUGCCACUUCUUGGAGACCAACUACCUGGACCAGCAGGUCCAGGACAUCAAGGAGCUGGGGAGCUACCUGACCAGCCUGCGUAAGAUGGGGACUCAGAACAGGGGUAUGACAGAGUACCUCUUUGACAGGCUCACCCUGGGUCCGGACAAAAAGGAGAACUGAGCCGAGACUGCCCCCAUUGACAGGGGUGAUGUCCUGGACCUGAUGGGUGCACUGCUCAUUCCACACGCUCACCUCAGUUUCUUCCCUUCAGUUUCAGCACUGUUUACAAUAAAGUUAUAUGGUUC